AUGGCCCAGGAACAUAACGUGACCAAGGUCCUCCUGGAAUGGAUCAACAGCUUCUCCUUAGGCAAAACUCUCCGCAGCACGGACGAAUUGACCGACGGCAUCAUCCUGUGGGAGAUUCUACAGGAUGUCGACCCGCAAUAUUUCCUCGACGAGAUUCCCGAACGCGAGCCCGCCGACCACUGGGUCGCCAAAUGGCAAAAUCUCAAACACAUUCACAAGCUCUUACUCAAUUACAUCCGACACCAGAACGAUGAGACCCUUCCUUCCGGACUUGAUCCAUCGCCCGACCUUGAAGCCGUUGCAGAGAAGGCUUCCAUCAAGGAAACGAACAAAAUGCUCAAAUUACUCCUGAUUGCCGCCAUCAGCUCCCCGAACGCGGGCACCUACGUGCAAACCCUUCAGUCUUUGACAACCUCGACGCAGGAGGGAUUGAAGGAGAUCAUUGAGGAGGCGCACAAUGGGCAGCACGAACCCCUCGACGGCGUGGACGAUACCCCCGAGGAGCCUGCCAAGGCAGACCACCCCGUGGAUCUGGAGUUACAAUUUGAGGAGCGCGUCGGCAAGGUGAUUGCGGAGAAUGACCGUCUGACCCAUGAGAAGAAGGAGCUCGGGAAAGCUCUGGAAGACCUGCACAAUCGCCUGGCGCGUUUGCAGGAGAACAACGACACGCUUCAGACCCGAUUGGCGUCUACUGAGGAUCGACUGGUCACUCUCAAGUCCGGCAAGGGCGAUCUGGGCUUCAACGCCAAGGCACUUGAGAGCAAAACGCGUCAGCAGGACGAUCUGAUUGCCUCACAAGAGGCGAAGCUGAGUGCCGCGCAAGACGAGAUUGACAGUCUCCGCAUGACCGUGGAAUCAUUAAAGGUGAAGAAUCAGCGAUACCAGAAACUCCAGGAUGACUACGAUGAGCUACGCACCGAAAAGGAGCAAUUGGCACGCAAGGCCAACGCGGCAGAGAAAUACCGACAGAAGCUUCAAGCCAGCCAAGACUUUGAGAAGGAGAACCAAGUGCUGAAGAACCAGAUCAAAGACAUUCAGCAGCAACUCAAGGAGGCGGAUUCUCAGCAACGCUGGUCUGCCGAGCGUGAAGUCGAGCUUGAGGAGUAUCGAAAACUGUUGCCUCGGAUUGAACAAGAGUGCAAUGAAAUUCAAAAUCUCAAGAAGCAGCUUGAAUUCAACAACCAUGCACUUACUGAGCGUCUUCAGAGUGCCGAUGAGCAGCACGAAAGAGACGAUGCGCUGAUCAGUGAGCUGCGCGAGCGGCUAGGAGAGCUGGAUGGUUUGCCCGGUAGCCAGUCUCCCGGAUCAGAAACGCCUAAGCUGCAGGGCACCCUGAGCAAGGAUUUCGAGGCGAUCGGUGUUGGGGAGUCGCAGCUAAAAGCCGAACACGACGACUCAAAGUCCGGAAAAGGAUCAUUGGCUGUUCCUGAGGGGAUGUUUUCGGAAAACUUCAAUGCUUCGGUCGAACUGGCUCGAGCCAACUCCACACAGAGCGACGAAUAUUGGAAGCUAUACGAAACUUACACGACAUCACUCAAGAAGAUCGCAGAGCUCCAGGACACUCUCGAUAGCACGAAGAAGGAGCUUGCAGACGCACAAACUCAGAUUUCACUAUUCUCGACAGAAAAGUCCGACCUUCUCGGAGAACUUGAAGAGCACAAUUCAGCAGAACUGGCCAAGCUCCGUAGCGAAUGGGAGAAUCUCACCCAGAAUAUCCAUCAUUUGGAGGCAGAGGUUGAUGCAAGUCAAACCCUGGUGCGAGAAGUCUGUUCGGAGCGGGAAGAAUUGCGCAAAAUGCUUGAGGUCAAGCAGAACGAGGUCAGCGCUGAGGAUCAGGAAGUGAUGAAAGAGAUGCAGACGCUGCUGGGCGAGUUUGAAAUCGUGAAUAGCGAAGACGGCGAAACGCAGCAAAAGUCGAGCUUUGACCUUUUGAAGCAAUGCGCGGGUGUUCUGGAGAAAAAUAUCGAGCGACUUGCUCAACGCGCCGAGUAUAUUCAACAACAAAAUGAGCUCAUCAAAUCCCUACGGGAAAGCAUGAAAAACUACGAAGACAAUCUGGACGAUGGAAUUUCCCGAGAACGUGAAAUGGAGCUCCAGAGAAUUAUCGAAGACCAAGCCCGUGAACUUGACCUCGUGAGCUCGGCCUGGUAUCACCUCCAGAGUCGAUGGCAGAACAACAACAUGACCGUCUCUCGCUAUCGACAAGGUGCGAAUAUGACCGAUCCGCGAGGCUGGUUAGCCAAGCAGCGAAAUAUGAUCGCUGGUUGA
This is a messenger RNA of Penicillium diatomitis, 2268 nucleotides long. RefSeq names its product putative microtubule binding protein HOOK3. Lineage: Eukaryota; Fungi; Ascomycota; Eurotiomycetes; Eurotiales; Aspergillaceae. Gene Ontology annotation, biological process: cytoplasmic microtubule organization; cytoskeleton-dependent intracellular transport. The transcript has 7 exons. Gene Ontology annotation, cellular component: cytoplasm; centrosome. Gene Ontology annotation, molecular function: microtubule binding; dynein light intermediate chain binding. The record is from RefSeq and is a predicted model, not a curated record. The coding region runs from base 1 to 2268 and encodes 755 amino acids.